AUGCAUUACACUGAUGCAGAAACGGGUCUCUUCCACGUUGGCUGGCUACACAGUGGUGCUGCCGGGGCUACGACCGAUGAUCUUGUGACCUACCACGAUCUCAAUCCCGACGGAGCCCCAUUCAUCGUUGCCGGCGGUGUGAACGACCCUAUUGCCGUCUUUGAUGGCUCAGUCAUUCCUAGUGGUAUUGGGGGGCAACCAACUCUGCUGUACACCUCGGUGUCGUAUUUGCCCAUUCAGUGGACCAUUGCUUACACUAGAGGAAGUGAGACGCAAUCUCUAGCGGUCUCAUCUGAUGGUGGACGUAACUUCACCAAGCUUGAACAAGGACCCGUCAUCCCCUCUCCGCCGUUCGCAGUCAACGUGACCGGCUUCCGCGAUCCCUACGUCUUUCAAAACGCGCAGCUGGAUUCGCUCCUCGGCAGUGAUGAGGGUACCUGGUAUGUGAUUAUAUCGGGUGGUGUGCAUGGCGAUGGUCCCAGCCAAUUCCUAUAUCGACAAUACGACACAGACUUCCAAUAUUGGGAAGAGCUCGGCCAGUGGUGGCAUGAACCCGCGAACUCAACUUGGGGCAAUGGUGACUGGGCUGGACGAUGGGGCUUCAAUUUUGAAGUCGGUAACGUAUUCAGCCUUGACCAAGAUGGAUACAAUACCGAAGGUGAAGUGUUCACCACUUUAGGUGCUGAAUGGUCGCUCGAUCCUAUUGUACCGCAGGUCUCAGACUUCCGUGACAUGCUGUGGGCAGCCGGCAACGUUUCUCUGAAGGACGGCACUGCCAAGUUCACGCCUACCAUGGCUGGACGUUUGGACUGGGGCGCAUCUGCAUAUGCCGCGGCUGGAAAAGUCCUGCCAGCGUCUUCACUGGCGUCAAGUAAGAGCGGUGCGCCUGAUCGGUUCAUUUCAUACGUAUGGCUUACUGGCGACUUCUAUGGUACCCUUGACCCUGCGACAAAUCAACAGAACUGGACAGGUGCUCUGCUACUCCCUCGAGAAUUAAGCGUAGGCAAAAUCAGCAAUGUUGUGGACAACGACCUCUCACGGGAAACUGGGUCAUGGCGGAUAGCAAGCAAUACCUCUGGUGUCUUGGAGCUCACCACUCUCAAACAGGAGAUUGCGAGAGAGCCGCUGGCUGCUCUGCUGAACGGCACGACAUCCACCGAGCCUGGCCGAACAGUGAACGCCUCUGGAAUUGCAGCGUUUCAGAAGUCGCCCGAUACCAAGUUCUAUGUUCUCAAGACGUCUCUCAAGUUUCCACAGUCAGCUCGUGGAAGCGAUCUCAAAGCGGGCUUCCAGAUCUUGGCUUCUGAGUAUGAGUCGACGACAAUUUACUACCAAUUCUCCAACGAGUCUAUCAUUAUCGACCGGAGCAACACAAGCGCGGCGGCUUUAACCACGAAUGACAUUGAUUCAAGAAACGAAGCUGGCAAACUGCGAUUGUUCGACGUCGUCCAGGCUGGCGAGGAAGAAGUAGAAACACUUGAUUUGACUAUCAUAGUCGAUAAUGCAGUCGUCGAGGUGCACGCUAACAGCAGGUUUGCCUUGGGCACUUGGGCUAGGUGA
This is a messenger RNA of Phaeoacremonium minimum UCRPA7, 1560 nucleotides long. RefSeq names its product putative extracellular invertase protein. Gene Ontology annotation, biological process: sucrose catabolic process. The transcript has a single exon. Gene Ontology annotation, molecular function: sucrose alpha-glucosidase activity. NCBI's taxonomy places the organism in Eukaryota, Fungi, Ascomycota, Sordariomycetes, Togniniales, Togniniaceae. The record is from RefSeq and is a predicted model, not a curated record. Bases 1 to 1560 code for a protein of 519 amino acids.